Molecule: messenger RNA, 2373 nt
Organism: Lactuca virosa
Lineage: Eukaryota; Viridiplantae; Streptophyta; Magnoliopsida; Asterales; Asteraceae
Source: the annotation of a GenBank genome assembly
AUGUCGGUGUUGAUUGUGACAAGUUUGGGGGACAUCGUUGUUGAUUUGCAUACAGAUCGUUGUCCUCUGACAUGCAAGAAUUUUUUGAAACUCUGCAAGAUUAAAUAUUACAAUGGGUGUCUAUUUCACACAGUUCAGAAGGAUUUUACUGCACAGACAGGUGAUCCUACUGGAACAGGUUCUGGUGGUGAUUCUAUCUACAAAUUUUUGUAUGGGGAUCAAGCUCGUUUUUUUAGUGAUGAGAUUCAUUUGGAUCUGAAGCAUUCCAAGAUGGGUACAGUUGCCAUGGCUAGUGCAGGAGAAAAUCUUAAUGCUUCUCAGUUUUACAUGACACUGCGUGAUGAUCUUGACUACCUUGAUGGGAAGCACACUGUCUUUGGAGAGAUUGCUGAAGGGCUUGAAACACUGAGCAGAAUAAAUGAGGCUUAUGUAGAUGAAAAGAGCAGACCUUAUAAAAACAUUCGCAUCAAACAUACAUAUAUACUAGAUGAUCCUUUUGAGGACCCUCCACAGCUAGCUGAGUUAGUUCCAGAUGCUUCCCCUGAAGGAAAGCCAAAAGAUGAGGUUGAUGAUGAAGUGAGGCUUGAAGAUGAUUGGGUGCCCAUGGAUGAACAAUUAGGUGCAGGAGAACUUGAGGAGGUUAUUCGUGCCAAAGAAGCACAUUCUAGAGCAGUUGUGCUUGAAAGUAUAGGGGACAUUCCUGAUGCUGAGAUAAAGCCUCCUGAUAAUGUGCUCUUUGUAUGCAAACUAAAUCCAGUGACUGAAGAUGAGGAUCUGCAUACAAUCUUUUCAAGAUUUGGAAGUGUGAGCUCAGCUGAAAUAAUCCGUGACUUCAAAACUGGAGACAGCUUGUGCUAUGCCUUUAUUGAGUUUGAUGAUAAAGAAGCUUGCGAACAAGCAUACUUCAAGAUGGAUAAUGCCUUGAUAGAUGAUCGGAGGAUACAUGUGGAUUUCAGUCAAAGUGUUUCAAAGUUAUGGAACCAAUACAGGCGUAAAGGCAGCAAUCAAGCUGGAAAUGGAGGUAAUAAAGGUUGCUUUAAAUGUGGGUCUCUUGAUCACAUUGCAAAAGACUGUUCUGGGAACCCUGAACCUCCAAAAUACAUCUUGAAGGACGAUGGUUUCAACAGAAGAGGUGCCAAUGAUGGCUCCAGGUAUGACAUGGUGUUUGAUGAGGACACACAUGCAAGUCCAAAAAGAAAGAAACAUGUUGAGGUGGAUGAAGAGAAACGAAAAGUGGGCCAUGGCCAUGGGGUUAUGGAUGAAAGAAAACAAAAGGAUUAUUACAGACAUGAUAAAGAGUUGGGGGAUAGAAGAAAAGAUGAUAAUAGGCGACACAAUACAAAAGAUUACUACUACAAGAAGAGAGAUGAGGUGGAUUAUCAUAGACCAAGUAGGAAUGAUGAUAGAGAUAGAGAUAGAGAUAGACACAGAGGAGGUCGUAGUGAUGAUGAUAUUGAUAGGAGGAGGGGGCGAGAUAGGAAAAAAGUCAGUGAUGAAGAUGAUGGUGAAAGAGAUAGAGAUUAUAGAAGGCGAGGUGAUGACUCAUAUGGUAGUAGGAAGAAGAGAUACAGUGAAGAAGAUUCAUAUGAUAAGAAAAAAGUUGGACAUAAUAAGAGGAGUAAGGAGGAAGAGCGAGGUCGAGGUCGAUAUGACAAUAGGGAUCAUAGCAGACGGGAUUAAUUUUGAUAACAUUGAUUGUAUGUGCACAUCACCUGACUUAACUCUCUUUAUGUUAGAUCUAAAAGUUUUGUUGGUUGGUUUUAUUUUUGAAUAUUUCUUCAUCAUUGUUAAUGGCUAUCUUUCUCCUUUGAUGAUUUCAGGACUGACUUCAUUUAGGAAAAUCAAUUCAAGCAUCAAUGUUGAUAGUAUUUGGUUUAAAAAAAGGCCGAGUAUCCGCGCAUAAAGCGCUAGGCGUGCUUCAAACCCUAUAAUGCGAUGAGAUGCUAUUCCUUAACUAGACAAUACUUGCUGUUUUUUUAGCUCUUUUCAUGAAGCAGCUUAACGCUUAGUGAAAUCGACCCUCAGUUUACGAAAAUCGACCCUCAAUUUCUGAAAUUGUCCCUCAAAUUUUAAAAUUCACCUUUAAUUUUUUGAAAUUGAACGCCUCAAUUUAUGAAAUACAGCCCUCAAUUUCUGAAAUCUGAACCUAAAGUUUUGAAUUCAACCGCAUCAAUUUCUGAAAUAUGGACCCUAAGUUUUGAAAUCAACCCUCAAUUGACCCUUAAUGUAUGCAAUAGACCCUCAAUUUCUCAAUGCUGAUAUGUCUGUCACCCUAUUACUAAUUUUCUGUAUCUACCUUCAAAUUUUGUAUUGUAUAGACCAACCUCCUGUUGAUACUCACUUGAACUAGCUUAACCAACAGAAUGACCAAGC